Molecule: messenger RNA, 2733 nt
Organism: Anopheles cruzii
Lineage: Eukaryota; Metazoa; Arthropoda; Insecta; Diptera; Culicidae
Exons: 15
Coding region: 1-2733 (910 amino acids)
Source: RefSeq, a predicted model, not a curated record
AUGACCAUUAAUCGACCGGCGUGCGAUGUUCAGCAACAUCCUGCAACGGUACUCGCGGUAGCUGAGGACGCCGGGAACCUGCAGCCGGAAGCGACCAGCAGCGGCCGGGGCUACAGCUACCACCAUCAUUUCCGGCGCACCGGUCGUCGUUCUUGGAGUACUCGGUUUCCGCUGUUUCUAUUGCUUCUCUUGUUCGGGACCGGGACCAUCUCGGCGCAUCCACGCAAUGAGAAGGAAAACUUUGUCAAAACCACGGACGUGGAAGCAAUCGAGGACCACCAGGCAGUGCUGUACUGUCCGCUUCUAGCGUCGAACCGGGACAAAAUCAAUAUGGUGCUUUGGUUCCGGGACAACGCCGGCAUCCCACUGUACAGCCUGGACGUACGUGGCAAAUCGUUAACCGAUGCCCAACAUUGGUCGGCGCCGCAGGUGUUCGGACCUCGCGCUCGUUACGUGAUCGAGAGUGACCCAGCGUAUUUGGAAUUGAACGAAAUUAAACGCCAUGAUCAGGGAAUUUAUCGCUGCCGGGUUGACUUUCAGAACAGCCAAACGCAAAGCUUUCGCUUCAAUCUCACCGUGAUUAUACCACCAUCGCAGCCAGUCAUCCUGGACCGCUGGGGACGCGUCAUAAAUAGUACAAUAAUCGGACCAAAGGAGGAAGGAGAUGAUAUACUGCUGACCUGCCGCGUGGUUGGAGGCAGACCGCAGCCCGAUGUGCUCUGGUUCAUCAACGAUAAUCUGGUGGAUAAUCAGAUCGAACAGAACACCGGAAACAUUAUCGAGAAUCGCCUGCUGUGGACGUCCGUGCAGCGCCAGCAGCUGCACUCGGUCUUCACGUGCCAGGCGUCGAACACGAAGCUGAUGCAGCCCCGGACCGCCAAGUUCGAGCUUGACAUGUACCUAAAACCCCUGGCGGUGAAGAUACUAAACUCAACCGAAUCGUUGGCCGCCCACCGCGAGUACCAGAUCGUCUGCCAGUCGACCGGUGCCCGACCGAACGCCAUCAUCCAGUGGACGAAGGGCAAGAAGACGCUGAAGCGGGUCCGCGAGCACACAAUCCGCAACACAACCGUUUCGGUGCUGACCUUCGUGCCGACGGUCGAGGACGACGGCCGACUGCUCGGCUGCCGCGCACAAAAUCCCAAGGUUCCCGGACUCUUCCUCGAGCAUUUCCAGAACAUCAGCGUGCACUAUCCUCCGCUGGUGAACCUUCAGCUCGGCUCAACCCUCGCCAUGGACGACAUCAAGGAAGGGGACGACAUCUACUUCGAGUGCAAGAUACAAUCAAACCCGACGUGGCGACGCCUCUCCUGGCUACACAAUGGAGUGCAACUACCUCAGAACUCGUCGUCGACGAAAAUUGUCCGCUCGAACCAGAGCCUGGUCAUCCAGAAAGUGACGCGCUCGUCGAGUGGCUCGUACCAGUGUGGCGCACUCAACUCCGAGGGAGAAACGCUCAGCAACGAAAUCGUGCUCAACAUCAAAUACGUUCCACUGUGUGCCACGGACAAGAUCGUCAGCAUGGGUGUGUCGCUGGACGAAACUAUCACCGUCAGUUGUGAUAUCAUCACGCAUCCGCUCGCCAGCAAGUUCUAUUGGCGGUUUGAAAAUUCCGAGGAAGUGCUAGAGAUCGAGCCGCACCGGUACUCCAACAAUGGGUCCAGCAGUCACAUGCAGUACACACCGGCCAGCGAGCAGGACUAUGGCACGCUGUCCUGCUGGGGCACGAACGAGAUUGGCACGAUGGCGGAGCCGUGCAUUUUCCACCUGAUAGCCGCCGGGUUACCAACGUCCGUUAUUAACUGUUCCUGGCGAAACUUCACCAACGGGCUGGAGGUUAGCUGUCACCCCGGCUACGACGGUGGGCUGAAGCAGUCCUUCGUCCUGGAGAUGGUUUCGUCUCGUCAUGCUGGCCUCAGCAUAAACUUUACCGGGCCCGAGGAGCCCACCUUCAGCAUUCGGUCCUUCGACGAGAUCCGUCAGCAGCUGCCGGCAGCGGUCCUGGUCCUUGCCGAGCCCGAUUCGCUCAAACUGUACGUCUACUCCGUCAACCUGAAGGGUACCAGCCCGCGGGUGUUCAUCGCAGACCUCCCGCUCCCGGUGGCCCCGAUCGACCGAGCGGCCGGCAGUGACGGUGGCGACCGCAAGUCUCCACUCCUGACGCCCAUCCUCAUCGGCCUGUUCCUAACCAUCGUGCUGAUCAUUAUCGUCAUCAUCGUUAGAAUUUAUCUGAAAUCGAAAAGACUUAAGCAAAACAUCAACAAAGAGAAGCGGUACACGGAGGAGUCGAAAAACACGCUCCUGCUGGUGGACAUCUCGAAGGACAAACCCACGAAGGCCACCAAAUGGAUGAACAACGUCGGCAGCAGCAUCAAGACGAAGACGAAAAUAGAAACAAUCGACGACGAGCAGGACCCCGAUCUGAUACCGUAUCCUCGCUUGACGGACAUCCACCAGGAGGAGCUGAUUCCGAUGAACUCGGGCGGAUCGUCCUUUACCAUCAAGCACCAGCAGCCGGCGGGCCAGCCGCUGCACCUGGACCAGGAGCCGGAUAAGGAUCGGUUCUACCAUCCGCAGCAGCAGCAGCAGCAGCCGCCGUUGGUGCCGCAGCAACAACCAAAAGCCGGAGGCCGGAGCUUCGUCCGAGACGACGAGAUCUCCGAGGCGGAAAUCAACCUGAAAGGAAUUGAGGACUUCCUAAUGACAAACCGUGUCCCGGAAAGUUGUGUGUGA